This is a messenger RNA of Rhineura floridana, 2828 nucleotides long. RefSeq names its product inner centromere protein (gene INCENP). Gene Ontology annotation, cellular component: kinetochore; midbody; chromosome passenger complex. The transcript has 18 exons. The coding region runs from base 159 to 2702 and encodes 847 amino acids. Gene Ontology annotation, biological process: positive regulation of protein serine/threonine kinase activity; metaphase chromosome alignment; meiotic spindle midzone assembly. The record is from RefSeq and is a predicted model, not a curated record. NCBI's taxonomy places the organism in Eukaryota, Metazoa, Chordata, Lepidosauria, Squamata, Rhineuridae. Gene Ontology annotation, molecular function: protein serine/threonine kinase activator activity.
AGAGUGACGUUCUUUGAAAAUUGUAGCGGGCGCCGUGGUUGCCAGCGUUGCCCGUUGUUUUUCCGGUCUUAGGUGAGGGGGUGUCCUGGGAGUCGGGCGCGGGGUUCCGAACAAACGGUUUCGUGUGGAGGAGUGAUCCGCGCUACUCGAGUGAAGCCAUGUUGAAGAUGGUGGACCCCGUGAGAUUGGAAGAAAAUGCCAAGAAGAAGCUUGAAGAAUUCCUGCACAGUGUUAACAACAGAGACUUUGUGUGGUUGGAUGAGAUUCUUGAGGAAGCUACCAAAAUGUUCAACAGCAUCUCCGAUGGGGAAUUUGAGCUGAUGCCAAAAACCCCAUCACAGAAGAAUCGUCGGAAAAAAAAGUGCUUUUCUUCUGUUAACAAUGACCAGUUUGCUACAAAGAGAUUGUCAAAAAGAAACAGUACUCUGUCAUCUUCUAAAAAGUCUUCCCGAAGUCUCCAGCAUGAAAACUUGAAUAUUAUGAAGGCUGAUGUAGAGAAUGCCUCUCCUUGUCGUUAUGUUACUAGAUCUCGGGCUGCCUCAUUGGUCAGGGCCUCAGAUGUUCCUCUUAAGAAGCUAUCUAUUGAUUUAGCCAAAGAUCGGAUACCACUAGUAGAAAUCAGUGCUAAUGAGAGGCGCAGUGCAGAACUGGAGAUGAAAAAAGCACCACCCCAGACCGAGAAAGUUGCUUUGACUCUUGUGUCAUGUCAUGCGGAGUCUCCUAUAAAGAGCUUGCAGCCGUUGUCCAAAGCUUCUUGCCUUGUGGUCAAAGAAACCCCAGAAGCAAAACUAAAAGAGAGAAGGGGAGCAUGCAAGUUGAAAAUAGCAAAUGUACCCGGAGCCACAACCACUGAAAACAAAGAACUCAGCACUCAGGAGAAAUUGCAUGCCCAGCACCAAGAGGCCGGCCAACCUUCCGAAACAGGGGCCAUUCAGAACUUUAAUCAGAGCCCAUUGACACCCACUGCUGCAAAAGCCAACCGUCACUCAGUCCGUCGAAGCCUUGUGGGCAGGGCCUCGCUGCACUCUAAAGCCUCUCUGGUUGAGAGAUACUCACUAAGUAUCAAAAGGGAAAAAAUGAUCCAGACGUCUAUUAGCAAGACUCUGUCAAAGCGGAAAACAUCCCGGCAGUUGUCACUUGCUGGUAGGCGUGUGAGCUGUCACAUUGCUGUAGCUGAACAAACUACUGAACCUGGGCUGAAGUUAACUCCAACUUCUCAUGAGGUUGAGGAGAACCCCUGUAUGUCUCUUUGUUCUCACAAGGCCAGCAUGACAGCAGUUACCAAACCUAUGGAGCAAGAAGAUGACAAAGGGGACAGUUCUGAAAAGAAUGAUGAAGUACAAAAUCAACCUCAGAGUGCAAGGAGAAAGCCAAGCUAUAAAAGAGCAGUUAAUGAGCGUGAUGAGGGGCAGCACUCAGAAGAUGAGUUCUCCCCCCCAAGGAAAAGGGCUCCAUCUCCACAGUUUCCUGCCAGCAAGGCUGUCCGCCCUUUCAAGACAUUCUUGCACACAGUGCAUAAGAACCAGAUGCUCAUGAUGACUCCUGGCUCGGUGAGCCGAAGUGGCACCAUAAAAUCAUUCCUCAAACAAAACACACCCCUCCGAACCACUCCCAAGGAAAAGGAGAGGCAACGGUUAGAGAAUCUGAAGAAGAAAGAAGAGGCUGAACAACAAAGAAAACAGAAACUGGAGGAGGAGAAAAAAAGGCGGUUGGAGGAAAUGAGGCGGAGGCGUGAAAUGCGCCUUCACAAGGUGCUGCAGGCUCGGGAGCGGGUAGAGCAGAUGGAAGAGGAGAAGAAAAGGCGGUUUGAGCAAAAGCUUGCUCAGCACGAGAAGAACGAGAAGGUCCGAGAGGAAAAACUGGCAGAGGACAAAGUUAAGAAGAAGGUAGCUGUCAAAAAGUUGGAAGAACUUGAAGCCCGGCGUAAACAAGAGGAGGAUGCCCGUAAGCGGAGAGCACUGCAACUGGAGGAAGAAGAGCGUAGACACAAGGAGCAAAUGCAGAAGAAAGAGGAGGAGGAACAAGAGAAAACUAGGAAGAUCGCGGAGCAGCGUCAGUUGGAGCUAGAAAGGGAGAAAAAGCUGUGUGCUGAGAGAGAACUGGAGAAGAAGAGAGAGCAGGAAAAACUCCAAGCACAGCGGGAGCAUGAACGGCAAGAGAAAAUGAAGGCUGCUCAAUUGCAGCGGGAGGUUUUAGCAGCAGCCAAAGAGAAGGAGCAGCUCGGAAAAUUGCUGGAGGAGAAAGAGAGGAAAUUGCAGGAACAGCGGAAGCAAGACGAGCAGCAACAGAAAGCGGUGGCAGAGGCCAAGGCUGCCAGCAAACAACUGAAUGUGACGGUGGAUGUUGAGAACUCACCUGCCUGCAAGUCCUACCAGAUGACACCACAAGGUCCAAAACAGUCUAAGAUUGAUCUGAAUAAUUAUGGCAUGGAUUUGAACAGUGAUGAUUCAACAGAUGAUGAGAGUCAGCCCCGCAAGCCCAUCCCUGCUUGGGCUACUGGAAAUCAACUGAGCCAAGCAAUCAUACGCCAAUAUUACAAUCCACCUGACACCAAUGCACUCUUUGGGGUUGUGAAGAGCCCCAAAUUGGAAGAAAUCUUCCAUAAUAGCAAGCCCCGUUACUUCAAGCGCACCAGUUCUGCAGUGUGGAACUCUCCACCAUUCCCACAUGGCAAAACUGUACCAUAUACUUUCAAGAGAUGAAGUUUUUUAGAGCUGACAGGUAUUGGAGUUUUUUAUGCAAGAAGAAGUGGAUUGAGUUUUAAACGUGGAACUAUUUUUCUUACCUGUAUUAAUAAAUAUUGUGCUCUGUUAGAGCUCUUACGGCGG